CUCCUGCCAGGGCAGCCUGACCUGGGAGCCCACCACCCCCCCAGCAGGACCACGGCUGCUGGGACCAUGCUGUCAGCCACCAUGGUGGGCACUCUGGUUAGAGGGUGGAGGAACCGAAGCUCCCCUCGAAGAGCUGAGUCAAAGCUUCCUGUCCCACAGAGACAAGGUGGAAUCCGGAUUCAGGAUGGGCAGCGGUUUCGUCUUGAAGUGCCAUCAGCUGUAACCGAGGUUCCUGAUCCCAAAACGUCAGCUCAAAGUUCCAGAUCCUCAGAACCCAAGACCAUGGAGCUCUCGGACAGUGACCGACCUGUCAGCUUUGGCUCCACCUCAUCCUCUGCCUCUUCCCGGGACAGCCAUGGUUCCUUCGGGAGCAGAAUGACCUUGGUUUCAAAUAGCCACCUGGGCUUGUUUCACCAGGACAAGGAAGCAGGAGCCAUAAAACUGGAGCUGGUUCCAGCCCGGCCGUUUUCCAGCAGCGAGCUGCAGAGGGACAGCCCUGCAGGGCUGCAGAACAUGGACCACAGCAGUGAGAUGCAGCCCAGGGCCCCAUGGAGCACGAAUGCAAAUGGGGCGCCCAACACAACUGCAGUCUCGACUACUAGUCCCAAGCUUCUCUAUGUGGAUAGAGUUGUGCAGGAAAUUCUGGAGACUGAAAGGACUUAUGUACAAGAUUUAAAAAGCAUCGUGGAGGAUUACCUAGACUGUAUCAGGGAUCAAACAAAACUUCCCCUGGAGACUGAAGAUAGAUCUGCCCUUUUUGGAAACAUACAAGAUAUCUACCACUUCAAUAGUGAAUUGCUACAAGAUUUGGAAAACUGUGAAAAUGAUCCAGUGGCCAUAGCAGAAUGUUUUGUGUCCAAGAGUGAAGAGUUCCACAUUUACACGCAGUAUUGCACUAACUACCCGAGGUCAGUGGCUGUGCUAACAGAGUGCAUGAGGAACAAGGUGCUGGCCAAGUUCUUCCGGGAACGGCAGGAAACACUAAAACACUCGCUGCCUCUGGGAUCCUACCUCCUGAAGCCUGUUCAACGGAUCCUCAAGUAUCAUCUCCUCUUGCACGAAAUAGAAAAUCACCUUGACAAGGACACAGAUGGCUAUGAUGUCGUGCUCGAUGCUAUAGACACAAUGCAGCGUGUGGCCUGGCACAUCAAUGACAUGAAGCGGAAGCAUGAGCAUGCAGUGCGGCUGCAGGAGAUACAGAGCUUGCUCACUAACUGGAAGGGGCCAGACCUGACCAGCUACGGGGAACUGGUGCUGGAAGGGACCUUCCGCCUCCAGCGGGCCAAGAAUGAGCGCACACUCUUCCUCCUGGACAAGCUGCUCCUCAUCACGAAGAAGAGGGAUGACAUGUUCACGUACAAAGCUCACAUCCUGUGUGGCAACCUCAUGCUCGUGGAGGUGAUACCCAAGGAGCCGCUCAGCUUCAGUGUUUUCCACUACAAGAACCCGAAGGUGCAGCACACAGUUCAGGCUAAAUCCCAGCAGGACAAGCGCCUCUGGGUUCUGCACCUGAAGAGGCUGAUCCUGGAGAACCACUCAGCCAAGAUUCCAGCCAAGGCCAAGCAAGCAAUACUUGAAAUGGAUGCCAUUCACCAUCCAGGAUUCUGUUACAGCCCCGAGGGAGAGACCAAAGUGCUCUGCAGCUCGAAAGAAGGUUCUGCGCCAUAUCGGCUGAGAAGGAAGUCUGAACCUUCCUCAAGAUCACAUAAAGUUUUGAAGACGGGUGAAACAGCACAAGACAUCCAAAAGGUUUCUAGAGAGGAAGGUUCUGCCCAGCUGACUUCCACAGGGCCUUCUCCUGCCCAGAGGAACAGUCAGCUCAGCAGUGCUGCCAUCCUCAACGCGCUUCACGGGGGUGGCGCCAUCAGAAACAUCUGGACAGAUCACCAGAUUAGGCAGGCCUUGUUCCCCAACCGCCGGACCCCAAAGGAGACCGAUGAUGAUGAAGAUGACUACCAGAUGUUUGUGCCAUCCUUUUCCUCCUCAGAUUUGAAUUCAGUCAGGCUGUGUGAAGAGAGCAGCACUUCGAGUCGCCCUUGCAGCUGGCAUAUGGGACAGAUUGAGUCCACAGAGACCUCAGGCACUGGCCACAGGAUUGUCCGACGGGCCAGCAGUGCUGGUGAGAGCAACACAUGCCCUCCUGAAAUAAGAAUUAGGGACAGCAACGGCUCUCAGUACAGCCCCCGGAGGGAACUGCAGAAUGGUCUUCACACUGAGGGGCAGGAUGGGGUGACUCCUUUUGGGUCAGCUAUAGAGUUGACAAUUGAUGAUAUAGACCAUGUCUAUGAUAACAUAAGUUAUGAGGACUUAAAGCUAAUGGUCGCUAAACGAGAAGAAGCUCAAUCUACUCCCCUCAAAUCAGUCAGGGAUUCGGCUCGCCCCAAGAGCACCCCAGAGCUUGCCUUUUCAAAGAGUCAAGCUGGCCACAGCACAAGCUCUCUACACCAAAGGAGAGAUGGAGUGCUCAGCAGCCAGGAGGCAUCUAACCCAAGCGCGCAGGAGCUCCAGGUGGAGGAGGAGAACGUCUAUGACACCAUACAGCUCCCAGACCCAUCACUGGAUUUCAAGUGCAGCAGCCUAAAGCAGCCCAAAAGGAGCACCUUCCUGGGUCUGGAAGCCGACUUUGCAUGCUGUGACAGCCUGAAGCCGUUUGUGUCCCAGGAUAGCCUCCAGCUGAGCGAGGAUGACGGGCCUUACCAUCAGGGGCCUCCGGACAGUGACUAUUUGAACUUGCUGUAUAACUCUUCCAGCUGUAACCUGUCCGUAGCCAAUAAGACUCUGUCUGAUAAACUGUCUGAGGAGGUUGAUGAAAUCUGGAAUGACCUAGAAAAUUACAUCAAGAAAAACGAGGACAAAGCUAGAGACCGUCUCCUGGCAGCAUUUCCUGUGAGCAAAGAUGACGUGCCCGGCAGGCUGCAUGCUGAGAGUGCCCCUGAGCUGAGCCGGGACUCGGGGCACACCACAUCCACACUCUCCCUUCCCGAGAGCCAGGCAUUCCUCACACCGGUGAAGACCAGGGUUGUCAGGCCUGGCCAGACCACCUGCCCAGCGGAGGAAGACCUGAUUUCCACAGAAGGCUCCUUUCUGAGCUUCAGCCGGCUCUCCGCAGCCAGCGAGAUGCCUCCUGUCGACAGUCCCUAUGAUCUGGUCAGCAGCAGUCUGCCCCCCACAGACCCAGAGAACACUGACCCUGGUAUGGAUGGCACCGAUAAGACCAAAAGCCGUGUCUUCAUGAUGGCGAGGCAGUACAGUCAGAAGAUCAAGAAGGCAAAUCAACUUUUGAAAGUGAGGAGUCCAGAGUUGGAGCAGCAGCCAGCCAGUCAGCAUCAUAAGUCCACGCCCAAGGACCUGGCCGCCAUCCUAGAAGAGAAGAGGCAAGGAGGCCCGGCCAUUGGUGCCAGGAUUGCUGAGUAUUCCCAGCUGUAUGACCAGAUUGUGUUCAGGGAGAUGCCCCCUAAAAUUCAGAAGAAUGGCUGGGCCAGUGUACAGGAACCCUCCCUCCUCAGGGCUGUGCCUCCUUCCCAGGCCCACCAUGGCAGUGAGGAGUGGCUUUGGCAUUCAACCUACAGUAACGGAGAGUUAGCAGAUUUCUGCCCCCGGCCACAGCAAGACUUAAAAUCAAAAUAUCCCACUUUAGAAACGAGUACAAAAAGUCCUCCUAGACACCUGUCUGCAGCUUGCUCCGUGCCUUCUCUGCAAGUGUGUGACCCUCUGCUGGGUUCCAAGCAGAGGUGCAGUGUGGUAGUGAGUCAGCCCCACAAAGAGAACUCCGGUCAGGGCCACCUUUACAACUCGCUGGGUCGCAAAGGUGUGAGUGCUAAAGCUCAGCCCUACAACAGGUCCCAGUCAUCGUCUUCCAUCUUGAUCAACAAAUCCCUGGACUCCAUCACCUACCCUAGUAAGAUGGGCAAGCUGCAGCUGUUGCCUCUACAUCAGGGCUCCAGGAGCGGGAGCCACCAGGAUUUGCUGCCAGAUGUUGCUGACUCGAGUCAUCAGGGCCCUGAAAAGCGCUCUGACCUCACGCUCCAAGACUCACAGAAAGUUCUGGUAGUAAAUCGAAAUUUACCCUUAAAUGCCCAAAUAGCAACACAGAACUAUUUUUCCAAUUUCAAAGAGACUGAAGGAGAUGAAGAUGACUAUGUGGAAAUCAAGUCAGAGGAAGAUGAGUCGGAGUUGGAGCUGUCUCAGAGUCACAGAAAUAAAUCUGAUUCCAAGACCAUGGAUGCUGACUUUUCUGAUGACGCCUGCAGCAGCCACACAUCUUACUCUCUGAAUACUCCGUGCACUCCAAAAGAGCCAAGAAACAACAAACUUGGGCUUUCGCCAUAUCUGACCACAUAUAAUGACUCUGACAAACUGAAUGACUAUCUCUGGCGGGGGCCAUCACCCAGUCAACAAAAUAUUGUCCAGUCUCUGAGGGAAAAAUUUCAGUGUCUCAGUUCAAGCAGUUUUGCCUAAAGUUCUUCGCAGUAGCUGCCUGAAUUAACUACUUCUUGUGCUUAUAAAUUAUAGAUGCUGUACUGAGGAGGUGUUUUAUUUGUUUUUUGGUUCUGGGGAUUGAACUCGGGUCCUUGUGCUUGCGGGGCAGGUGGCAGAACCACUGAGCUAAAUCCCCAGCCCAGGAGAUGUUUUAUUUGUACCAGGUUAAAACAGUUUUGUGAUGACAGGAGGUGUGAAAUAUACUUUCUUUUAAAGCACAACUUUUUGAACCAGCUGGUCAUACAGCCAGGAUCGUAGCAAAUACAGCAUCUAACAGCAUCUUUUUGAUGUCAGUUGUCUUCGUGUUUCACUUAAGUUGAUCUUACUUGAAAUUUUUUAGGCUUUUUUUAACGUGUUGACCAUGAUAUUUUUUUCCAUAUCUUGACAAUAGUGCCCAUACUUGAAGAAAUACAAUAAUCCUCUCAUAUUAUCCAGAAGCCCCAAGUAGCUUUAUCCUACAACUCAGAGACAGCAAGGAGACCCUCUACACAUGUUUUAAAAGGAGAGAAAACUAAAGCUGUUUAAUGAAUUGUGCUUAUAUCUGACAUUUCUGUUAAUUUGUGGCAAGGCCCUGGGAUAAUUUAUGCCAGAGAUCUCUAAUUAGGAUGUAGUCUGGGUGCCUGUUUUAGGAUUUCUCUGCUGAUAUUCCUAUAUCAUUUCAUUUCGAUGUAGAAAUUGUGUGACUAUGGAAAAUUAAAAUGUAGCAGGACCAAUUUGCUGUAUAAGCAAAAACGCUACCUGACAAGGCCUGGAUUAUGUGCUGCAUAUCAUUGUUUAUAUGAUUUGUGGGGUGAAAUGAACCGGUUCCUUCAUGGCUUAAAACCAAGAGCAAUGAAAUGCAAAUUGACUUAACCACUAGAAAAGACAGCAUAACUUCUGGGAACAGCAUGAUUAUCAUAUUACAAUUGAAAGAAGGUGGGAAACAUCCAACUCACCUCACUGUACCACUAUGUGUGCCCAUCUCUAACAAACACCAAGCAAACCAGAAGCUAAAGAAAGACAAAGCACUUUAAAGUUACCCUUUCCAGAGCAGUUUUUCAUAUUCGCCUUCAUGAGUUUUUGGACUCUGCCAAUGAACCUACUAGAUCCUAGCCCUGGGCAUUACUACCCAUGGGAAUGAAGAAAGAAUUUAUUUUCUAAACAAUACAUAAUAUGGAGCCUUUUUUCAUUGUUUUGAGGCAUACAAAAGAACAGGUUUUGGUUACUAGGUUCUGACUAAUAACAUUUCUAUGUUGUCAUUACAGUCUUUAUUAAGCAUUUCUUUGUGAUGUUAUAUAUUAACCUAGCUCCUUAUGGAAGGAAACGGAAGACCAAAAGGAAGAUACUGUGAGUAAAAAGUAAAAUCAAAGAAGCUAGAGAGAAAAAUGAAGGCAGAUUUUGCUACUUUAUAAAACUAUUCUAUUUUAUUAACAUCUCCAUUAAUACAUGAAGAAUAUUUUCUCACAGUGCCCUUUGUAGUCUCAUUUUAAGCAGUUGUACAUUGUAGCUUUUCCUCAUACUCUCAUUUCCAUUUUACUUUCUUUUCUCUUUAUUCUAAUUAAAAACCAAUUUAAAACAACCGGAUUCCAUUUUUAAAACUACAAUAAUUUGUGUAGAGAAAGGGGUCCAGUAUUUUCAUUGAACGGUAAGCGAUAAUAUUGAAUCUGUAACAUCUUGGUUUUUUUGGUACCAGGGAUCAAACUCGGGACCUUGUGCUUGCAAGGCAGGCGCUGGAACCACUGAGCUAAAUCCCCGGCCCACAUCUGUAACAUCUUACCAUAAUCCUUUCCCUCUUUCUAAGCCCUAUGCCUCUUUUUCUUACCUGUAAAGCAUAAAAUGUGACUAUAUUUUACAAAUAGGUACCUAAGCCAGUUUUCACUUUAAAUAACAAAACAGCCCAAAUUUCUUGUUCUCCAAACUAAGCUCUCUUCUCGUGACUCAUAAAGCCAGAGGCUGAAGAUGUAGCUCAGUGGUGAGCAUUUGCCUGACAUGCGCAAGGCCCCAGCAUUUAUCCCCAGCACAGGAAAAAAUGAGUCCAUAUUGAAUACAGUGGCUCUGUAAACAUACCUUCUUUUAUUGCUAUUAUUUAAAUAUGGUAUAAGUUUUCAAUAUUGAACAGUAUCAAAAAAAGAUAGGCACCAUGAGAAAGUAUGUUCUUAGACUUGCUAGAGGUGUAUGUAAGUGCAUUUGUAUGACCUACUAAACAAAACUACCUGACUCUUGUCCAGGGAUGCAGUUUCCAUUUUCAUUUUUGGGUCUGUAUAACCCAAAUUCUACAUGGUCUAUAUUACUGUUGUGUCUGAGUCUCAGAAAGUACUAAUUCUUCACACCAGUGUCUCCUUGUACAAACUUUGGUGUCACCCAUAGGGAUGCAGCCCCCUGCACAAACUGUGUGGUCCUUCAGGUUCUAGGACAAAUCUGCAAUUUUAUAGAUGACUUCUGUGGACCAGGAUGCAGAUUUUGAGAGCUGUGUGUACAUAUUAUAAUCAUGUUUGUAUGUUUCCUCAGCUAUCAUUUAAAUGCUUUUGUUUGAAUGAGUUUCUUUUCAAGGUGGGAUAGGGAUGUAUAUAUAAUUGAGGGAAAAGUUACAUGUACUUUAAAGUUCUUAUUAGGUUCCUGUAUGAGAGAAUCAAAUUUUUUUCACAUACUUAUUCUUUGUGGGAAAAUGCACCUGGGAAGCAUAGUUUAAAUACUGUAUAUAAGAUAAUGAACAUUAGAAGUGCCCAUUAUUUAAUAAAAUUUGUAAAGUGCAAAGUAAA
Molecule: messenger RNA, 7217 nt
Organism: Heterocephalus glaber (naked mole-rat)
Lineage: Eukaryota; Metazoa; Chordata; Mammalia; Rodentia; Bathyergidae
Gene: Plekhg1
Product: pleckstrin homology and RhoGEF domain containing G1
Molecular function (GO): small GTPase binding; guanyl-nucleotide exchange factor activity
Source: RefSeq, a predicted model, not a curated record